AGGUAACCCCCUGGCCUGCCUCUCACUUAUAUAAACAAGGGCUUCAUAAAUUAGCUUCCUAUCCUUUUCUCAAACACAAAAAAAAAAUGGCUCCUUCUCUUCGUUCCUUCGCAGCUAUCUUCCUCUUUGUGAUGCUUUUCAUGGCCACCGAAAUGGGAGGCGGCGGAAUGGUGGCGGAAGGCAGGAUGUGUGAGACCGGAAGCGGCAGGUUCAAGGGGGCAUGUAUGCGUGACAGCAACUGUAGGACGGUGUGCCAGGGAGAGGGCUUUACCGACGGCGACUGCCAAGGAUUGCGCCGCCGCUGCCGCUGUAAAAAGCCUUGCUAGAUACUAUUAAUAUGGUUCCAUUGUCUUUUAAUUUACUUCGUAUGUACCACUCCUUUUGCUUGGUACCAAGUUAAGCUGGACAUACGAUGGGUAAAUAAAGGAUGCAAAAUCCCGGCCAGCAUUUUAAUUUCCUGAAUAAAUUAAAUAAAUAAAUAAAUAAAUAAAGAUUGUACUCCGUAUAAAUUAGACCAAACAUGGAGUGUGCGGUUACCUAAUUAAGCUUUUGUUAGGCUGGCUCCAUCUCAUGGUGUUUGGUUUGUUGUACGUCGUCGUCUUGAUAAACUAGACCAAAAUGUAUUCCUUGUUCUGUUAUGUUUCACUUUAUUAUUAUGUCAUCAAAAGUUUAUCUUCAUAUUCUGUUUUUUACUCUGGUUUGUUUGGUAAAAUUCUUUUAAAAAUGUACUAUCUCUUGUCUAAUUAUAUGUAUCUUAUCGGCUUAUAAGACGAGAUUGAAAGUUUUAAAAAUGGGGUGAUAACUCCGGUACCCUUUUAAAAAAUGGGGUACCGUACCUAUCAUUCAUUUGAUU
This is a messenger RNA of Cuscuta epithymum, 853 nucleotides long. The record is from the annotation of a GenBank genome assembly. Lineage: Eukaryota; Viridiplantae; Streptophyta; Magnoliopsida; Solanales; Convolvulaceae.